AUGCAGCUAAUCGACUUUGCCCUCAUCGGCCUUGCCAUCGCAGCCCCAACAACACAUUCCGCAUCCAUCAAAGAAGCCACAACCUGUCCCAGGCUCCAGGGCGGCCAAGUCCUCUCAAACAACAACCAAGCGUACAAGCUCGACUGCGCCAAAUGGGUCGAUGCCGAAGCUGAUGCCGUCCUCCGCAUCGUCACGACCAAGCUCGGCUACAAAGGCUGCCUUACAGCCUGCGACGGCACAAUCGACUGCGCCAUCUCUCAAUACAUCGCAACCGACGAAGCUCAGACAAAGGGCUCUUGCACACUGUUCAAGAAGGGCGUAUCGGUAAAGCAGGGAACCUCCAACUCCUGGACUCUCGCAACGAAGAUCGAGAAGGAGGAAAAGCCAUCACCACGCCCAGCUCCCAAGCCAAAGGAUCAGACCAAGCCAAAGCCCAAGCCAAAUGACCCUCUCGCACGCCCCGGGAAGGACGAUAAAUUCGGCCUGAUCGCAAUCAGUUCCGGAUCCCGAGUCCACAGAACAGGCAUCACAGCCGCCCACGGCAGAAUCUCCAUCGGCGGCAAGCAAGAUGCCUCCUGCGACAAAGACUCCGACUUCGCAACCUUUUACGUCAAGGACAGCAAAGCAUAA
This is a messenger RNA of Fulvia fulva, 630 nucleotides long. RefSeq lists its product as uncharacterized. The record is from RefSeq and is a predicted model, not a curated record. The transcript has a single exon. The coding region runs from base 1 to 630 and encodes 209 amino acids. NCBI's taxonomy places the organism in Eukaryota, Fungi, Ascomycota, Dothideomycetes, Mycosphaerellales, Mycosphaerellaceae.